Molecule: messenger RNA, 8667 nt
Organism: Schistocerca serialis cubense
Lineage: Eukaryota; Metazoa; Arthropoda; Insecta; Orthoptera; Acrididae
Product: discoidin domain-containing receptor tyrosine kinase B-like
Exons: 16
Coding region: 32-2833 (933 amino acids)
Biological process (GO): cell surface receptor protein tyrosine kinase signaling pathway; positive regulation of kinase activity; protein phosphorylation
Cellular component (GO): signaling receptor complex
Molecular function (GO): ATP binding; collagen binding; protein tyrosine kinase collagen receptor activity
Source: RefSeq, a predicted model, not a curated record
GGCGGCGGCCCCGGCUAGCGGCGGCGGCACCAUGCGGCCGCAAGCUCCGCCCCCGCCGCCCCCAGCGUCAGCCAGAGGCCUAGCCAUGCUCCUGCUGCUGCUGCUCGCCUCUCCGCCACCCGCCCGCGCCGUCGACGUCUCACAAUGCGUCGCGCCACUGGGGAUGGAGUCAGGGGCCAUCGCUGACGAGGACAUUAGCGCCAGUUCAUCCUUCGACAGCGGCAACGUGGGACCGCAGAAUGGAAGGGUCCGCACGGAGCGGCAGGGAGGCGCUUGGUGCCCCAAGCAGCAGGCGACGAUGGAGCCCAAGGAAUGGCUGGAGGUGGACCUACGGCAGGUGCACCUGGUCACCGCCACCGAGACGCAGGGCCGCUUCGGUAACGGCCAGGGCCAGGAGUUCGCCGAGGCGUACAUGCUGGAGUACUGGCGCCCCAAGCUGGGCAAGUGGGUCCGCUACCGCGACUCCAAGGGCCGGGAGGUACUGAAAGGCAACAGCAACACGUACCUGGAGUCGAAGCAGCAGCUGGAGCCGGCCAUCUGGGCGAGCAGGGUGCGCUUCCUGCCCUACAGCUACCACCGCAGGACCGUCUGCAUGAGGGUCGAGCUGUACGGCUGCCGGUGGACAGACGGCGUGGUGAGCUACUCGAUGCCCCAGGGGGACAAGCGCGGCGCCGGCUGGGAGCUGUUCGACGCGACGUACGACGGCCACUGGGACGGCGAGCUGCGCCGGGGGCUGGGCCAGCUGACGGACGGCCGCGUCGCCGCCGACACCUUCCGGCCCGGCCACUACCCGGUGCUGGACAAAGGACAGGGCUGGGUCGGCUGGAGGAACGACAGCCGUGGUGGACAGCCCGUCGAGAUUAAGUUCGAGUUCGAUAAGGUGCGGGAGUUCAACGCUGUCCACAUCUUCUGCAACAACCAGUUCACCAGAGACGUGCAGGUGUUUUCGGAGGCGAACGUUCUGUUCAGCGUGGGCGGCAAGCACUACGACGGGGAGCCCAUCACGUACACCUACAUCGAGGACUGCAUCUUCGAGAACUCGCGCAAUAUCUCCAUCAAGCUUCACCACCGCGUCGGCCGCUUCGUCAAGCUGCGGCUGCACUUCGCCAAUCGGUGGAUCAUGAUCAGCGAGGUCACCUUCGAUUCAGUGGUCGCACAUGGGAACUUUUCGGAGGAAGUGGUCCCGGUACAGGACGCCCCUGCCCAGACCGACGUCUUCAUCGACCGCAAGAAGCAACACGUCGGCGGCCGGCCCGUGUCGACGGCGACGGAGGAGGAGCACACGUACCUGGCGGUCAUCAUCGGCGUGCUGAUGGCGCUGGUGCUGCUGCUGGCCGCCGCCAUCUCGCUCAUCGUGUCCCGCCACCGGCAGCGCAAGUGCUUCGCGUCGCCGCUGGCCGCCAAGGUGGCGCUGGCGCCCACGCUGGCCGGCGCCGCCCCCGCCACCGGCACCUCCAGCGCCGCCUCGGCCGCCGGCACCGCCAAGAGCGGCGCCUCGUUCGCCGCCAAGGAGGUGGGCGGCGCCGCGGCGGGGGCGGCGCCCGCCGGCUGCGGCCGCUCCUGGGAGGGCACGCUGGACCCACUGCUCGUCGCCAGCGAUUACCAGGAGCCCUACCACGCCCUCAAGUACGCGCCCUACUACAGCUACAGCAGCGUGCUCGUCGACGUGGGCGGCACCUUCGGGAAGCGCUUCCCGAUGCACGACGAGCCGGUCCACGACUACGCCGUGCCUGACACAGGGGUGCGGCCCCCCGCGGCGCCGUCGCCCUCCCCCGCGGUCAGUCUCAAGGACACGGGCAGCCUGCUCUCCAGGGACAACAAGACUGCGUCCAAGGGCAAGAAGUCGCCGUGCCGGCAGGAGGCGCUGUCGGCGCUGCGGCGGCGGCUCCAGCAGACGGCGGUCCCGGAGUUCCCCAGGCACCGGCUGCGCAUGCUCUCCAGGCUGGCCGAGGGCGCCUUCGGAACGGUGUACAUAGCGGAGGCGGACGGGGUGCCCGAGUACGGGAAGGCGACGACGCUGGGCAAGCGGCUGGUGGCGGUCAAGCUGCUGCCGACCGGCGCCGCCGACCAGGAGAAACAAGUGUUCCUGCGCGACGUGCACAUCCUGGCGGCGCUGGAGGACGCCAACCUGGCGCGCGUGCUGGGCCUGUCGAGCAGCGAGGAGCCGCUGGCGGUGGUCAUGGAGUACCUGCAGCACGGCGACCUCACGCAGUUCCUCAGGGCGCACCAGAUGGCCGACGACGACGACCACCCGCUGGCCGCCAACUCGCUCAGCUUUAACUGUUUGCUGUAUAUGGCCUGCCAAAUAGCAUCUGGAAUGCGAUACCUCGAAACGCUGAACUUCGUUCACAGAGAUCUUGCCACAAGGAACUGCUUGGUCGGCGAGGGCUACCAGGUGAAGGUGUGCGACUUCGGAACACACAACGAACUCUACGAGGCCGACUACUGCAAGGUGGACGGCGUGACGGGGCUGCCGGUGCGGUGGAUGGCGUGGGAGUCGGUGCUCCAGGGCCAGUACACGACCAAGAGCGACGUGUGGUCGUUCGGCGUGACGCUGUGGGAGGUGCUGACGCUGGCGCGCCGGCGGCCGCUGGAGCCGCUGUCGGACGCGCAGGUGCUGGCCGAGCUGGCGCGCCUCGGGGACGACGACAGCGACGUGGACGGGUGCGCGCUGCCGCUGCCGCUGGCGCCGCCCCCGCGCUGCUCCAGCGACGUGCUGGACCUGCUGGACGAGUGCCGCCGCCGGCACGCCGCCCACCGGCCCUCCUUCCGCGAGAUCCACCUCUUCCUGCAGCGCAAGACGCUCGGCUACGUGCCCCGCGCCGCCUCCUGAUCGCCUCGCCUCGCCUGCUAGUGCUGUGGACGCUCGUGCGCAGCUGUCAUUUUGUACGACCUACAUUCGGGUACUUCUUCUGGAGAUCUGGACUCGCUGUGAUACGAGAUGCUGCCUAAAAGUUUGAGGAACUCCUGCUUCCCACUGUGGACAGACCUGAGCCAUCGAUUAUUUUCUUGUUUUGAAUCGAUGUACGGAGCUGAAUAAUUACUCCAGACCCACUUUACAGUGUAUCACAUGUUCUCACUGUCUAUAUGUGGUGAUUCUUUAAAUUUCUAGUCACUUGUUAUCUGGCAACUUUUCAUCAGUUUUUCGGUGUUACUUUCGCGUUCUACCGAAGAGAAAUUUUUAUCAAAGAAUCCCUGACACAAUCAUUUGUACUGGUAACUGUUAUAGGGAACAUUUGACGGUGACGCCAACACUUACACCUCUCCAUUGUGAAGAAGUAUGGACGAAAACUUUAAUACUAAUGGACUCACAAAGAGAUUUGGAAUCCCUCGAAUUAUGGGAAUUACUUGCGCUGAAGGUAAUCCUCGUAACUUUUCGGUAGUAGCUCACUCACUACAUGCACAUAUCUUUUUUUACUAGUGACGAAGAGUAAUCCCUUCUACUCGGUCACCACAUAGUGAUGUUAAGAUAUAUUCAAAAUGUAACACUUGUUUCAGGCCGUGAAAACGGGCGAAAAAUUAUCUCACGACCACUGUAAUCUGACUCCUCUCGUAAUUAUCACCAGAUAAUAAGUAGCAGCGUAAAUGCAUUGAGAAAAAGUAGCAGCAGUACUUGAAAGAAGAGGACUUUUAUACAUAACCAUUCGAUGCUUAUCGGUAACUUCUCCGAUGUUUUUAUUUCCCGUAACGGCAAUUGCUUUUAUAACUUGUUUGCUAAGACAAGACUGUAUGAUCUUGGAACGCCGAAAUCCGAAGAGACUGGUUGUAGAAAGAGCUGUAAUGUUUGCAUUCACUCCUUCAUCUGGAGGAGUUUGUGUGGAAACCAAACUUAAAACCAGUAUACUUUACGGUAAUCCAUUCACCACUUUAGCACAAGAGAUGCAAAUGAGCCUUCUUGUCGCUUACAGUAGACUAUUCAGAAACUUCAGUCUUCUUUCUGACCUGUAUUCCGUUCAUUUCAUCUCGAAAUUAACUCUGAAUUUUGCAUUUGUACCUACUUUUCCUGUCCUAACCAAGCAUACAUUAAAUUCUACUUUUCGUCAUUAACUUAAGUAAACCAGUCUGUGAGUAUUUUGUUAAAUUAUGUAUUGAUCUUACUUUGACUCGUGAAUAUGAAAAUUAAAUUAUAACGCUUUAGGUUUCAAGAAUUUAAACAAUCAGUGAUGACAUUAACAAUUAUCUGUGAUAAAAUAAUACUAGUUAUCAGAUUGCACUUCUCUUAGGAAACUCAUGUAUGAGAAUGUCGCCUUUUAAAGAGCAGUAUUCUCUUCUUGUUGUUUUUAGUGUUGUUAGAGGACCAAUGUUAUCAGUUAUCGAUACGAUAUGCCGCUUCUGUACUUCAACACGCUCUGAAAACAAAUACUGUUCUCUUUCAGGUUAACCUUUGAAAUGCUCCUGUUUAAACAUGUACCUCGGCAGUAGAAUUUCCUGUUCUGUAGAGAAACUUCAAUUUGUUAGUAUUCCUUUCCAUCCUCCGUAUUUAUAUCGAGUACCUGCUGGCAACCAUCUCUGAAAUCGUUACUCUUUUCCUUCACUGAUCUGUCCUGGAAGACACGCAUCGCUAGAAGAUUAUUCUCCCAGGAUUCGUUGAUUUCGUUACGUUCAAGAUUACCUUCGUUGAUUUCGUUUCAUUCGAGAUUACCUUCGAUUCUAUUUUCAUUCAAGGCAAACGAGUGCCAUUAUCAUCAUUUAACUCUCUAAUAUAUUCCCAGUCGUUAAUAUUUGAGCUGUAUUGCUGCUUUCUACUUAACACUUUGCAUUCGGACGCUUUCUUUAUUACACAGAAGUGAAAAUAUUAUUUUGUUCUUUAGGUUUUAGCAAUAAGUCUUCUUCGUAGCUUGAAGAGUGAAUUCGUAUUUGAAUAUAUUUAUGAUAAGUGCUUUUGAUUUGUAAAUUAUUUGUGAAUAGGAAAUAUAACAGUUUCAGACUGGCCUAAAUAGUGAAUACGUGGUAAAUAAUUCACAAAUGGUUAUGAAAUUGAUAAUUUGUGAAUGUUAGGAAAAGGCAGUUUAUUUCGUCAAUUGCGUCAGUAAGUAUGUAAAUACAAAGGUCAUUCAAAUGAAAACCAGAAUCCGUGGAACAAUAUCAAGAAUCUUUUCUCGUUUUAUGGGAAUAUUUUCUCGAACAAUAAUAACUACUCACUUUAAAAUUACGUCUCUUCUCUAGAAAUUUGGGGAAAAACAUAGUAUUGCGAUGUGCGCCACAUCAUUUUCCUCUACCUAUGAUUAAUCUGGAUGUCCUUAGACGUUAUCUCUUAUUUAUCACGUAAAUCUGAUACAUGAUUCACAUCACGCAUAAAGAAGAUAGAAAAGAAUGUCUUCAUCCAAGCGUGACGCUUUCUGGGAAUAAAACCUUCCAGUUUCCUUGUAACAGGAAUAUUAAGGUACUCAAUUCAUAAUUAUCAUUGUACUAUGCCUAGUGACAUCAAAGAUUAGUAUUUUUGUUGCUUCCACUAAGAUCCACUGGAGUGUCAUACAAGAUAAUUUUGUAUAAGACUGAUGGGGAAAAUCAUUUUCUUAAAAUGAUUGUGACAUUAGACCCAGAAGAAGGCCGCUGCAACCGUGGCCGAAACGUUGGUUUUUCUCCAGCAGCAGUAGUUUUAUACAUUAUGACGCGGUACCAUACUCAGAAACUUUUAUGUCGAUUGUGACACAGUGAUUUGUGCUCAUUAGGAAUAAGUCAUCGUGUGGAAGACUAUUCUAUAGUUUCAUCUAGAUGUCGUCUUAAAAUAAUACAAAUGAUCACACAGACCUCAAUCGAGAGGCUGCAGACGAGGACAUGUCUUUAUUUGCCUUAACAUUUCCUACAGAUUACGGUGUAAAGGUACAAGAAGAUGAAAGGAAAUGAGAGGAACAGAAUAAAUAGGCGAAUGAAAGCUGAGAGAGACGUACAGGUAGAGCUGGAGACUGACAAAUACACAGACUCGGAAAUGGAUAGGGGACAUGAUGAACCAUUGCAGGAGGAACAAAGUGUUAUAGAAGGGGUGGGAGAGACAGAACUGGUGGGGCGUGAUAGGUGUUUGGAUAGCCUGGGGAAUGUUAGAGAACAAGUAGGCAAAUCAAACAUGUUACAGAACGUAAGGAUGCUGAUGUAUGGUGGGUAGGACAAUAAAGGAGAACAGAAGUAGUUUUCAGACGAUUUUUGACACAUAUUGAUUACUCGCUCCGAGAGAAAACAACAAUUCUGCUUACUAGUUCCUGCAACAACCUUUUUCGAAUCAUGAUAAAAGAUGGAUCCGUAGGAGAAGGCUCUCACGCAACCGAAAUAUCACGGAAAAAGGAAACCCUGUAACAAAGCGACAGCUGCCCUAGUUUAGUAACAUUGGCAAGUUAUACGCCUUUCGACAGGUGCUGGACAACUUAACCGUUAUAUCUAAUAAGUGCAAAUAUCGCCUCAGACAGCAUUGAGUGAAUGCUCCAUUCCGUUCUAAUAUUUUGUAGGUUUGCUUGCUUCACUAAAAUUUUGUUGCAACUUUGAACCUAAUGGGUGCACUGUACAACACAAUUUUUGUUAACUUCGGGUAUGGCCUACUACGAAACCCAUCUACCGUUUUCGGAGGGCUUUCAAGUUUUCAACUUAAUUUAUUUUUGCCGUGCAGAUGUCUGGUUUUUCGUUUCAGUGGCUUUUGUAUUUUGUUACUGACGUCUUUCUGUAAAUAUUGCUUGUUUGAAUUAUUAGGCCAAAGAGUAUUCUAGUUAUGAAACGACAAACCUGUCGUUACUUGUAAUUUUCAGACGCAAUAACUAAACAUAAAACUACACGUUAUACAGAUAUAGUCCUCAGAGCGAUGUAAUCAGUGGCAAUAUGAGCUGAUAAAUGUUUAAACUUUCACGGUAAAUGUAGGGUUGUAAUGAAGUAUUUAUUGAUAAUGCAUUGUAGAAAAUUGUACUGGUUGUAUGAAGAAGUUUAUUUUGUAAUAUAUUGUAAAUAUCUAGUAGAGACGAGUGUAAAUAUGAAGAAUAAUAUUUGUAACAUCUGUCACUACUACUGCCGUCACUAUUACUUACAAAAGCAUGAGAAAUUAACACUUUCCCAAGAUGGAACCAUUAAACCAUGGUACCAGUAUUGCAAACUGGCUCUCCUGUGGCCUCAGAAACGAUUGUCAUUCUUUGUUAAAGCAUAGUCUACUGUCAAGUAUUCUUUCAUGAAUUAUUUUCUCCUGGUCCCUUUCACGUGGAUCACUAUAUUUUCUACAGUAACAGAUACAAACAUUGCUAAAGUUGGAAAAAUUACCGUUUCCUUUAAAUAGUAUUAACCUCAUAUUUUCUUGUUACCUCAUGUCACUAUUUUAUGUUUUCCAUAUUCAUGUGUUGCCGAAGUAUGAUUCCUACCAUAAAAAAUGUUGACAUUAUUUGCAAACAAACAGUAGCUGCAAUGACAAGAUAUGCAUGCACUACUUUGUAGCUACGGCCCCCACCCCAUCCGUUUCUGCGCAUUUUGUUUAUACGUGUAGUCGCCCAACAGACACCUCCCCUAUUCUGUUGGAUGGAGUCUUGGAUCACUCCUCAGUUUCCCAUUCCUCGUUUCGACCCAUACUGCUGCUUAUGUUUUUUUCAUUUAAGACCACACUGUAUUGGAUCAAAACGGAAUUUGUUCUUUUUAGUUACUGAAAUGUUGCGUUCAUUUCAAUAACAUUUUAACGGGUAAACCAGUUACUUGAUAUGAGCAUUUUCUGCUUGAGACAGUUUUUAAAUUUACGUACGUACCGCAUCGUUGCGUGCCGUCAACGUCACUGACUUGAAGUAACUUUACAGUGACAGGCCUCUUCCUAUCUCUUAAACGCACUUCUUUAUGUUCUGACAACUCUCCAUUAGCGUGUAUUCAAGUCUAAUGCGACGACUGGUUUCAAGUGUUUCCUCAAUCAUGGGUGGCAGUAAUAAACUUACAAGGAGGAUAGUGAGAAAGUACUAAUAUUUUCGGAAUUUUCUUUUCAAAAUUUCACAGGAAACAAAGGUUGAAUAUGUUUAUAAAGCUCAUCUUUGUUUUUCAUUUCCGUGAGGAUCGUCAGCAAACAGUAAAGCUGAGGUGCUGUUGCGUAGCAAAUCAUUGUGUGGUGCAAUGUUGGUAGUGGAGAAUCAUUAUAAAUUUGUAGCAAUUUCUUCAUAUAUGCACAGUGAAUAGUAUUUUUAAUAGCGAGCCUGAAAAAUGGAACUCAUAAAAUACGUAUCUAUUAUAUAGAUAAACAACGAUGUUAAAGGUUUUAGAGUGAAUAAUACUAAUUACAUGGAAAUACGAAAUGUUACUUUUGCAGCUGUAUCAUAGUGAAAAGUGAGACUUUUCACGAUAUUUCAAUUAUAUUACGUGUUGUAUCUAAUGUUGCGUUACCUUUAAGAACUGUGGAAACCUGUACCAUAUUAAUAAUGUGGCACUCAACAGCUUGUUGAAUUGGUAACAUUGUAUGCCACAUGUUUAACUUUUGGUUUCUACCUCAAAGGACGCAAAAUCUCUCAAAGACUUCCUAGUAACCAAGAGACUGUCAGAAAGUGUUGAGACAUUGCAUGCAGGUAACGGUUUAUCGUACAACACUAAAUAAACUUAUUUCUUGUCUGAUUAAAAUAUAAGCACAAAUUAUGUUGAGUGAAUACAUACGCUGUCAUAAAAAGAUAAACUGUUUUGUUAUUACACUGUUCACAAACAAUAGAAAAAUAAAGUCAUAAAUGAGUUAAA